Messenger RNA from Podarcis raffonei (Aeolian wall lizard), 2868 nucleotides. It is a transcript of the gene DGKA, whose product is annotated as diacylglycerol kinase alpha. NCBI's taxonomy places the organism in Eukaryota, Metazoa, Chordata, Lepidosauria, Squamata, Lacertidae. The transcript is spliced from 25 exons. The record is from RefSeq and is a predicted model, not a curated record. Gene Ontology annotation, molecular function: calcium ion binding; ATP-dependent diacylglycerol kinase activity. Bases 472 to 2727 code for a protein of 751 amino acids. Gene Ontology annotation, biological process: intracellular signal transduction; diacylglycerol metabolic process; lipid phosphorylation. Gene Ontology annotation, cellular component: plasma membrane.
AGGCUUUGUGGAGAAGAUAGGGGGGCUCUUUUCCAUCCUAAUUUCUGAGCCCGGGUCCCACCGCCUCGUUGGAUGGCCAGCUCUCUACUGAGGAAGCAGCUCGUAUCGUUUUUCUUUUCUUUUUGCCCGCCAUUCUUCCUCCUCCUUUCACCCGCCCCUCCCCUCCACCCGGUGUUGUGUGCUUUAAUGUAUACAAUGAAGGAAAGAAGAAGUCGAAAGAGAACUGCCUUGCGCUGAUGUCAGGAGUAGGGCUGGCUCAGAGGAGGGUGUGAUUGAGUUUGCUUGAGCUUUAGUCAGCCCUCUGUAUUUUGUGCUGCCAACUUCCAGUGUGCUGCUGAGCCGGUCUGCAAAGCAAGGUUGGACCCAGAAGGCUCACCUGCCUUUUUCCACAAGGAGCCACACCGAAAGAUCCUAGGUGCCUGGGGAUUCCAUUUUUCAGAAGCAGGCGUAAAGUGGAGCAAGGACAGCAGCAUGUCCGACAGCAAGGAAUGGGCCACGCUCAGCCCAGAGGAGUUCACCCAGCUGCAGAAGUACAUCGACUACAGCAGCAAGAAGGUGCAGGACGUGCUGCAGGAAUUUUAUGGAGACGGUAAAUUGUCUGAGCACCUUCAAGGAGAUACGAUAGACUUCGAGGGCUUCAAGCUCUUCCUGAAAACCUACUUGGAAGCAGAGGAGAUCUCAGAUGAACUUUGCAGCCAUCUCUUCAUGUCUUUCCAGACUACGGCAGGACAGGCCACAGGAGAGCCAGGAGUGCAACCAACCAGUGGCUUUGUUUGCGUCAAUGAUGUCUCUUGUUACUUCUCUCUGCUGGAAGGUGGAAGGCCAGAAGACAAGCUGGAAUUCACCUUCAAGCUCUAUGACAAAGAUGGGAAUGGCCUGCUCGACAGUUCAGAGGUGGACCGCAUAAUCACACAGAUGAUGCGUGUGGCUGAAUAUCUGGACUGGGACGUCACUGAGCUUAAGCCAAUCCUGCAGGAGAUGAUGCGAGAGAUUGACUACGACGGCAGUGGCACAGUGUCUCUAUCUGAGUGGCUCCGCGGCGGCGCUACCACCGUCCCCCUCCUGGUGCUACUUGGACUGGAAGCUACCAUGAAGGAUGAUGGGCAGCACCUCUGGCGCCUGAAGCACUUCAACCGGCCCGUUUACUGCAACGUGUGUGAGACGCUUCUGCUGGGGCUGCGCAAGCAGGGGCUGCGCUGCACUUUUUGCAAGUACACAGUGCACGAGCGCUGUGCCCGCAAAGCCCCACUGAGCUGUAUCAGCACCUAUGCCAAGAGCCGUCGUGACACCAGUGCACAAGCCCACAUCUGGGUAAGAGGCGGCUGUGACGGCAGCAAGUGCGACCGGUGUCAGAAGAAGAUCAAGAGUUUUCAGAGCCUGACAGGAAUGCACUGUGCCUGGUGCCAUCAGAAGAUCCAUGACGAGUGCAUGUCUCUUAUGCCUUCAGCUUGUGAUUGCGGGGUCCUCAGAGAUCAUAUCCUGCCACCUUCAGCAAUCUACCCUGUUGUGCUGGAGCGACAGAACAGUCAGAAGAACGGAGUCUGUGGGACCCCUUCAGAAGAGCCAGCUCAGCCCUUCACCACCCCUGAGGGACAGGCACUGCGGAUCAUCCCGGUGCCUGACACUCACCCCUUGCUUGUCUUUGUCAAUCCCAAGAGUGGUGGGAAGCAGGGAGAGAGGGUGCUGCGGAAAUUUCAGUACCUCCUCAAUCCACGGCAGGUCUACAAUUUAUUGAAGGGGGGGCCCGGACCUGGGCUGAACUUCUUCCGGGAUGUGCCAGAUUUCCGUAUCCUGGUUUGCGGUGGUGACGGCACAGUCGGCUGGAUCUUGGAUGCCAUUGACAAAGCCAACCUACCAAGUCGGCCUCCCGUGGCUGUGUUGCCCCUGGGAACUGGCAAUGAUCUGGCCCGCUGCCUUCGCUGGGGAGGAGGUUAUGACGGCGAGAACCUAGUGAAGAUCCUUAAAGACAUUGAGGCAAGCAGCAUCCUGCAGAUGGAUCGUUGGUCAGUCCAGGUGACGCCCGACAACCCUGAUGAGAAAGGGGACCCCGUCCCCUACGAGAUCAUCAACAACUAUUUCUCCAUUGGGGUAGAUGCCUCCAUUGCCCACCGAUUCCAUGUCAUGAGGGAGAAAUACCCGGAGAAAUUUAACAGCAGGAUGAAGAACAAGCUCUGGUAUUUUGAGUUUGCUACAUCGGAGACCAUCUUUGCCACAUGCAAAAAGCUCAAGGAGUGCCUGUCUGUCGAGUGCUGUGGGCAGCCUAUUGACCUCAGCGGAGCACUUUCCGGAGUAGCAGUCCUCAACAUUCCCAGCAUGCACGGCGGCUCCAACCUCUGGGGUGAGACCAAAAGACCUUUGGGGGAGGCGGCGGCACGAAGCACAGCAGGGGGAGCCGCACAGCCCCAGGUCAUCAGUGAUGCCGAAACUCUGAAGAACUGUGUACAAGACCUAAGUGACCGGCGGAUGGAGGUGGUGGGCCUGGAAGGCGUCUUAGAGAUGGGACAGAUUUACACGGGACUGAAGAGCGCGGGCAAACGCCUGGCCAAGUGCUCCGAGAUCACACUGCGAACCUUCAAGCAUCUCCCCAUGCAGAUUGAUGGAGAGCCCUGGAUGCAAGCCCCAUGCACGAUCAAAAUAACCCACAAGAACCAAGCCCCAAUGCUCAUCGCUCCACCUCCCCGAUCCUCCAGCUUUUUCGGCUUGAAGAAGGGACCGCAGGAGCCCUAAAAGAAAAAGCGCUUCUGGGUCUAUCAGAAGCCACGGUGAUGCAGCUGGAGGCCUGUUGUCGGGAUGCCCAAUGCUCUUGCACCAUGGGGGGAAGCCCUGCUCUCUAUCACCACCACCAAACACAAACAGUUGAACAAGGUU